AUGGUGUCCUUGCAGGUGCCUUGUUCCAGCGGCUCGUUGCUCUACGUGUGGUGCACCCUGAUCACCAUGGAAACGGACUCUCACAUGCAGCAGAGAGUGGUUGUAUUUAGUCCUCUGUUCAUGAUGCGUAGCCACCUUCCAGACCCUGUCAUCAUCCACACAGAGAAGAGAAGUCUGGGGCUGAGAGAGAGUCAGCUGAUCCAGGGACAGGGUCACCAGGAACAACUACUGAACACGGAGAAUGACCUGACACACCACCUCACCUUCCAGGCCAGUGAGGACGAGGAUGCGUCUCACUGUGCGGUGCCCAUCUCCACCAGUGUGAUCAAACAGAUAGUGAACAGGAGCCAGGCUGGGUUGGAGGACAGCCAGGACCACAUACUGGCAGACUUCUACGGUCUGAAGAACAACAGCCAGCCUCCAUGGCCCUACGUCAGCAAGGACACAGACAGGCCUGGAUCAGAAGUCCUAGCCCAGUGGGACAGCCCCAUGCAGGUGAAGUUGUCAGCCUGGAUGUCUGGUCUCAACACUCUUCUAGUAGAGCUCAUCCCCUGGGCCCUGUUGACCAACCACUCUACAUGGGACCUCUGGCUGUUUGAAGGAGAGACCAUCGUCCUGCAGAUACCCGCUGGAAAGACCCUCGUUCCUCCUAACUUCAAGGAGGCGUUUCAGCUGGGUAUCUACUGGUCCGACACUAACACGGUCCAUAAGUCUACAGCCCUGAAGCUGGUCCAUGACCUGACGUCUCCGCGCUGGAAAGAGGGUGUCAGUCCUGAGGUCCUCACCCUGGACGAGGAGGGCUAUGUGGAGGCAGAGAUCCCCCUGGGGAGGAACCCUGGGAGACAGAAGGUUUGUCAGUUCUGCGUGUCGUCUGUGGUGAGGCACGGCAUCCAGAUUAUCCAGAUAGAAGACAGGACCAUCCUGGUUAACAACACCCCCUACUUCCUGUCAUAUAGAGCCCUACUGUCUGACCAGGCCCUGGGGACCACAGACCAGGUAACACCCCCUACUUCCUGUCAUAUAGAGCCCUACUGUCUGACCAGGCCCUGGGGACCACAGACCAGGUAACACCCCCUACUUCCU
Oncorhynchus nerka (sockeye salmon) is the source of this 1083-nucleotide messenger RNA. Its product is annotated as intermembrane lipid transfer protein VPS13B-like. The coding region runs from base 1 to 1068 and encodes 355 amino acids. The transcript has 6 exons. Lineage: Eukaryota; Metazoa; Chordata; Actinopteri; Salmoniformes; Salmonidae. The record is from RefSeq and is a predicted model, not a curated record.